AUGUUGUAUCUUCAAAAAACUAAGACCGGCCUCAGUUUAUUACUUUUUUGUGUGAAUAACAAUUGUUUAUGGGUCUCAAAUGUCUAUUGUAACAGAUGUGGAACUGCGACUACCAUUAGUGGGAGUGGGAGUGGGAGUGGGAGUGGGAGUGGGAGUGGGAGUGGGAGUGGGAGUGGGAGUGGGAGUGGGAGUGGGAGUGGGAGUGGGAGUGGGAGUGGGAGUGGGAGUGGGAGUGGGAGUGGGAGUGGGAGUGGGAGUGGGAGUGGGAGUGGGAGUGGGAGUGGGAGUGGGAGUGGGAGUGGGAGUGGGAGUGGGAGUGGGAGUGGGAGUGGGAGUGGGAGUGGGAGUGGGAGUGGGAGUGGGAGUGGGAGUGGGAGUGGGAGUGGGAGUGGGAGUGGGAGUGGGAGUGGGAGUGGGAGUGGGAGUGGGAGUGGGAGUGGGAGUGGGAGUGGGAGUGGGAGUGGGAGUGGGAGUGGGAGUGGGAGUGGGAGUGGGAGUGGGAGUGGGAGUGGGAGUGGGAGUGGGAGUGGGAGUGGGAGUGGGAGUGGGAGUGGGAGUGGGAGUGGGAGUGGGAGUGGGAGUGGGAGUGGAGUGGGAGUGGGAGUGGGAGUGGGAGUGGGAGUGGGAGUGGGAGUGGGAGUGGGAGUGGGAGUGGGAGUGGGAGUGGGAGUGGGAGUGGGAGUGGGAGUGGGAGUGGGAGAUACGGCAAACGAACAUACAUAUUACCUGAUGGUAAGCAAUCAGCGCGAUCCAUGGACACCCGCAACAAUGGAGGAGUUUAAGUAG
This is a messenger RNA of Spodoptera exigua (beet armyworm), 786 nucleotides long. The record is from the annotation of a GenBank genome assembly. NCBI's taxonomy places the organism in Eukaryota, Metazoa, Arthropoda, Insecta, Lepidoptera, Noctuidae.